CAUUUAAAUCCCUGACUAUAAAAUGGGCUUAAAGAGACGCGGGAUCCCAGCGGCGCUGCACAGAGCCCGGCAGGCAGGCGUGUAUCGAAGGGGGCGGGAGCCCAGCAGCCGUCAAGAUGCUCCACUCCCUCGGCGUUCACACCUUGCAGCUGCUCACCCAGGUCGCUGCCUGCAUCCUCCUGUUCCCCCGCUUCCUGCUUACCGCGCUGAUGCUCUGGCUCCUGGAUUUUCUGUGCAUCAGAAAGAAGGUGCUGCUGAUGGGUAGCAGGGCGGAGGAGGAAGCCUGCCCUGCCCAGGAGCCGCCCCCGGACGACCCCCCGGUCUGCGUGUCCGACUCCAACCGCAUGUUCACCCUGGAGUCCCUGAAAGCCGUGUGGCACGGGCAGAAGUUGGACUUCUUCAAGUCAGCCCACGUGGGCUCCUCCGCCCCCAACCCCGAAGUCAUCCAGCUGGACGGGCAGAAGCGGCUCAGGAUCCUGGACUACGCCCGAGGCAAGAGACCCCUGAUCCUGAACUUUGGGAGUUGCACCUGACCUCCCUUCAUGGCUCGCCUGAGGUCCUUCCAGCGCCUAGCUGCGCACUUCGUGGACAUCGCUGACUUCCUGCUGGUGUACAUCGAAGAGGCUCACCCCUCCGACGGCUGGGUCAGCUCGGACGCCGCCUACCAGAUCCCCAAGCACCAGUGCCUCCAAGACAGGCUGAGGGCAGCUCAGCUGAUGCAGGAAGGGGCGCCUGGCUGCCCCCUGGCUGUGGACACCAUGGACAAUGCUUCCAGCGCCGCUUAUGGAGCCUUCUUUGAAAGGCUCUACAUCAUCCAGGAGGAGGUGGUGAUGUACCAGGGAGGCAGGGGACCAGAGGGCUACAAGAUCUCCGAACUGCGGAGCUGGCUUGACCAGUACAAAAACCGGCUCCAGAGCCCCAGCACGGUGGUCAUCCACGUGUAAAAGGAAACUGUGCUGGGGAGAGGAGGAGGGGGUCCCGCACCGGGGGCGGGUGGGGGGGGGGGGUGGCAGGAGCUGUUCUCUGCUCCUCUCCCUGGGGACGGCAGGCUGCUGUGUGAGUUUCAUGCACGUGCCACCGUUGCCCCUUCUCUGAUCGAAUCAUGUUGAUUUGCCAGCCCAGCUCCGCUCAUGCUGCAUGUCCUCGUGCAUCUUGUAAAUACCCCCACCCCCUUUUCUUUGUAACAAACAAAGCCUUUCCUAUUUUUAUGGAGGUUUUUCUAGGGGGUCUGGGUCCGCGCGUGUGUGUGUGUGUGUGUGUACACACGUACACGAGUGCUCUCUGCUGAGCGCCCGGAAAACACUAGUUGGGAUUUCUAGUCUCUCUUGAUGACGACCGAUUUUGAAAUGGUUUUCAAAACGCCAGGAAAUCGAGUCCGAUGUUGUUAGAGACUGGAAGUGCCACUAGCCGGGGCAAAACGGAAUGUCCUAUUUAUGGGGUGUGUCUCUCUCUCCUCUCUUUUUUUUUUGUAAAUUUUUUUUAUGAAACUUUUUUAUAGGAAUAAAGAUCUGGAAUAAAACAACA
Messenger RNA from Dermochelys coriacea (leatherback sea turtle), 1524 nucleotides. It is a transcript of the gene DIO3, whose product is annotated as iodothyronine deiodinase 3. The transcript has a single exon. The record is from RefSeq and is a predicted model, not a curated record. Gene Ontology annotation, molecular function: thyroxine 5'-deiodinase activity. Lineage: Eukaryota; Metazoa; Chordata; Testudines; Dermochelyidae.